This is a messenger RNA of Drosophila suzukii, 926 nucleotides long. RefSeq names its product Glutathione S transferase E12 (gene GstE12). Gene Ontology annotation, biological process: glutathione metabolic process. The record is from RefSeq and is a predicted model, not a curated record. Gene Ontology annotation, molecular function: glutathione transferase activity. NCBI's taxonomy places the organism in Eukaryota, Metazoa, Arthropoda, Insecta, Diptera, Drosophilidae.
UAUAGUUUCUCGUUCGCGAUUCAGAUCGCGUUUGGACUUCGACGCAGACGUUCGUGCGGCAGUUCUCCAUUUAUCCACUUAUAUAGCUACUAUAUAGUUUUUGUUGUUGCCUUGCCAGUGGUCAUAGAAGUAUCCAGUCAUCCCACCAUGUCGAAGCCAGCUCUGUAUUACGCCACCCUGAGCCCCCCAUCCCGCGCCGUUCUGCUCACGGCCAAGGCGAUCGGGCUCGACCUUGAACUACGGCCAAUUAACCUGCUGAAGGGUGAGCAUCUGACGCCGGAAUUCCUCAAGCUGAACCCCCAGCACACGAUCCCCACGCUGAUCGACGGCGAGGCCACGAUCAUCGACUCGCACGCAAUCUGCGCCUACCUGGUGGAGAAGUACGGCCAGGAGCAGCAGCAGCUGUACCCCAAGGACCUGGUGCAGCGCGCCAACGUGGAUGCCCGUCUCCACCUGGACUCUGGCCACCUCUUCGCCCGCCUGCGCUUCCUCUACGAGCCGAUCUUGUACCACGGAUCCACGGACUGCUCCAUCGACAAGAUCGCGUACAUCCAGAAGUGCUGGGAGAUCCUGGAGGGCUUCCUUAAGGAUCAGCCGUAUCUGUGUGGCAGCGACCUGACCAUCGCCGACUUCUGUGCGGUGGCCACCGUGACCUCGGUGAACGAGACUGCUCCCAUCGAUGAGUUCAAGUUCCCGAAGGUGCAGGCCUGGCUGAAACGCCUCGCUGAGCUGCCCUACUACCAGGAGGUGAAUGGCGAGGGAGCCGACGAGCUGAAGGCCAUCUUCAAGGCCAAGCUCGCCGAGAACCGCGGCAAGUAGGCGGCGGAUCACUCCCGAUUUUUUUCUAUAUCCACACACACUCUAUAUGCAUAUCCAGUCUUGAAUAAACGGCUUAGUUUGAAGUACGAUUUCAGCAGUUACAGCGA